This is a messenger RNA of Vespa mandarinia (Asian giant hornet), 1269 nucleotides long. RefSeq names its product sodium/calcium exchanger 3 (gene Calx). The record is from RefSeq and is a predicted model, not a curated record. Gene Ontology annotation, cellular component: axon; sarcolemma; postsynapse. Gene Ontology annotation, molecular function: calcium:sodium antiporter activity. NCBI's taxonomy places the organism in Eukaryota, Metazoa, Arthropoda, Insecta, Hymenoptera, Vespidae. Gene Ontology annotation, biological process: sodium ion transmembrane transport; cell communication; calcium ion import across plasma membrane.
AAACCGUCAGUAUGGAGAUCAUCGAGGAAGACUCUUACGAAAAAGAUGCUCUCUUUUAUGUUGAACUUGGGGAACCACAGUUACAAGGAGCCGAAGCAGGAAUCGCCGUAGCCGCGGAAUUGAAACAACCCGAAGAAAGAACGGAAGAAGAAAAAAUGGCACUCCUGGGUAAACCAAAACUGGGUGAAGUGUCUAAAGCGCAAAUAAGAAUUAAAGAAUCAAAGGAGUUCAAAAAUACCGUAGAUAAACUCGUUCAGAGGGCGAACGCUUCGAUAUUGCUCGGGACGAGCUCCUGGAAGGAACAGUUUACGGAAGCAUUAACUGUCAGUGGUGGCGACGAAGAGGACGAUGCGGAAGGAGGAGGAAGUGGAGGAGGAGGAGAGUCCUCAUCUCCAACACCAGCCGAUUAUCUCAUGCACUCUAUCACUAUCUUCUGGAAGGUCCUCUUUGCCUUCGUACCACCUACCGAUAUCGCCGGCGGUUAUCUGUGCUUCGCUGUCAGCAUAUUUGGAAUCGGGGUGGUGACGGCAGUAAUCGGUGAUGUCGCAUCCUACUUCGGAUGUACUCUUGGUAUCAAGGAUUCCGUCACCGCAGUCGUCUUCGUUGCUCUUGGCACAAGUAUUCCUGACACGUUCGCGAGCAAGGUGGCUGCCUGCCAGGACAAGUACGCCGAUGCGAGCGUUGGAAACGUGACCGGAAGUAACGCGGUAAAUGUCUUCCUGGGAAUCGGUAUAGCGUGGAGCAUCGCAGCCAUUUACCAUGCCUGCCACGGUGACCAAUUCGUUGUGGAGCCCGGCAACUUGGCCUUCUCCGUAACGUUGUUCUGUACGGAAGCCUGCUUGGUGAUCCUGGUGUUGCUGUUAAGACGGACGAAGAGCAUUGGCGGCGAGCUCGGUGGGCCUUUUGUACCGAAACUCUUAACGUCCGCCUUUCUCUUUUCCCUAUGGCUCUUCUACCUCAUCAUGUCCACCCUCGAGGCCUAUGGCAUAAUCCAAGGCUUCUAAAUCGCCAUCGCUAUGUGCGAUGCCAAACGUUGGCCUACCGAAGCUACGUUUAUAUUCGAUUCUUGCAUUCGUCCGCCAAGACGUGCGCUCAAGAAAACAUUCUAUUGGACAGGAGGAAGUGAAAUCAAACGAACGAACGAACGAACGAACGAAUGGACGGACGGACGAAAGAAAGAAAGAAAGAAAGAACGAAACACUCCUGGCGAGAGUGCGUCGAAAAGGAAGGAUGUUCACCCCCUCUUGAUCCCUGGAAUAAAAUGAACAA